GACGCCUGCGCCAUAAAGACCGCUGCGCGGUGGUGUGCGGAGCUCGCUGCACGCCGCCGCCCCGCCUUCUUUCCUUCUUUCCUUCCUCUUCCGCGCACGUCCAGCUCCGUGUACCUCUCCAGUCCCGCCAUGGCCGCGCUCUCCCGGAACCCGCAGUUCCAGAAGCUGCAGCAGUGGUAUCUCCAGAACAGCGCCGAACUCAAGCUGCGCCAGCUUUUCGAGAAGGAUCCGGAGCGCUUCAACCACUUCAGCUUAAAUCUCAACACCAACCAUGGACAUAUUCUGCUCGAUUACUCUAAGAACCUUGUGACUAAGGAGGUGAUGCAGAUGCUGGUGGACCUGGCCAAAUCCAGGGGCGUGGAGGCCGCCCGGGAUAGUAUGUUCAGUGGUGAAAAGAUCAACUACACUGAGGAUCGGGCAGUACUGCAUGUGGCCCUUCGGAACCGGUCAAAUGCACCAAUUGUGGUGGAUGGUAAGGAUGUGAUGCCAGAGGUCAACAGGGUUCUGGAAAAGAUGAAAUCUUUCUGUCAGCGUGUUAGGAGUGGUGAAUGGAAGGGUUACACGGGCAAAUCCAUCACGGACAUCAUCAACAUCGGCAUUGGAGGCUCUGACCUGGGACCCCUCAUGGUGACUGAAGCCCUCAAGCCGUACUCUGCAGGAGGUCCUCGAGUCUGGUUUGUCUCUAACAUUGAUGGGACCCACAUUGCUAAAACAUUGGCCUGCCUGAACCCCGAGUCCUCCCUGUUUAUCAUUGCCUCUAAGACCUUUACCACCCAGGAGACCAUCACCAACGCAGAGACGGCAAAGGAGUGGUUUCUGACAACAGCCAAGGAUCCAUCUACAGUCUCGAAGCACUUUGUCGCCCUGUCUACCAACACGGCCAAAGUGAAGGAGUUUGGAAUUGAUCCUCAAAACAUGUUUGAGUUCUGGGAUUGGGUAGGUGGACGCUACUCCUUGUGGUCAGCCAUCGGACUUUCUAUCGCCCUACACGUGGGUUUUGACCACUUCGAGCAGCUGCUCUCAGGAGCUCACUGGAUGGACCAGCACUUCCGCAAAACGCCCCUGGAGAAGAAUGCCCCUGUCCUGCUGGCUCUGCUUGGAGUCUGGUAUAUCAACUGCUUUGGGUGCGAGACUCACGCCUUGCUGCCCUAUGACCAGUACCUGCACCGUUUUGCUGCCUAUUUCCAACAGGGUGACAUGGAGUCCAAUGGGAAAUACAUCACCAAGUCCGGUGUCCGUGUGGACCACCAAACGGGCCCAAUUGUGUGGGGAGAGCCAGGGACCAAUGGCCAGCAUGCAUUCUACCAGCUCAUCCACCAAGGUACCAAGAUGAUACCUUGUGACUUCCUCAUCCCUGUUCAGACCCAGCACCCUAUACGGAAAGGUUUGCAUCACAAGAUCCUCCUGGCCAACUUCCUAGCCCAGACUGAGGCCCUGAUGAAGGGGAAAACAGCCGAGGAGGCCCGGAAGGAGCUCCAGGCUGCUGGAAAGAGCCCAGAGGAUCUUGAGAAACUUUUGCCACACAAGGUCUUUGAAGGAAAUCGCCCAACCAACUCUAUUGUGUUCACUAAGCUCACACCAUUCAUACUUGGAGCCUUGAUUGCCCUCUACGAGCACAAGAUCUUCGUUCAGGGCGUCAUCUGGGACAUCAACAGCUUCGACCAGUGGGGAGUGGAGCUGGGGAAGCAGCUGGCUAAGAAAAUCGAGCCUGAGCUUGAGGGCAGCGCUGCAGUGACCUCCCAUGAUUCUUCCACCAAUGGGCUGAUCAGCUUCAUCAAGCAACAACGGGAUGCCAAAGCAGAAUAAGCUUCGCUACAGUCCCUAUCGAUGGGUCCUCCUUGACCCUCUUCACUGGUCUGCACUGCAUGGUCCUGCCCCUUCCUGCCCAGAACAUCGUCCAGUCAUGGGCUUGGACCACAAGCCUUUUGGGAACUGAUCUGGAAUUGGCACCCACCCCUUCCAUGUGUGCACCCUUCCUGUGUGACAACCAGCUGACGUGCUUCGGUGCAUCUGACCUAAGCUCACAUGGUUUGCAUCCAGCUAGAAUAAAGAUGCCACAGAGGAG
Molecule: messenger RNA, 2065 nt
Organism: Nannospalax galili (Upper Galilee mountains blind mole rat)
Lineage: Eukaryota; Metazoa; Chordata; Mammalia; Rodentia; Spalacidae
Gene: Gpi
Product: glucose-6-phosphate isomerase
Exons: 18
Coding region: 130-1806 (558 amino acids)
Biological process (GO): glycolytic process; gluconeogenesis; glucose 6-phosphate metabolic process
Cellular component (GO): cytosol
Molecular function (GO): carbohydrate derivative binding; monosaccharide binding; glucose-6-phosphate isomerase activity
Source: RefSeq, a predicted model, not a curated record